Molecule: messenger RNA, 4518 nt
Organism: Bolinopsis microptera
Lineage: Eukaryota; Metazoa; Ctenophora; Tentaculata; Lobata; Bolinopsidae
Exons: 10
Coding region: 57-4238 (1393 amino acids)
Biological process (GO): adenylate cyclase-activating G protein-coupled receptor signaling pathway; activation of adenylate cyclase activity; hormone-mediated signaling pathway
Cellular component (GO): plasma membrane
Molecular function (GO): G protein-coupled peptide receptor activity; protein binding
Source: RefSeq, a predicted model, not a curated record
CUAUGUUUCAUCGCUGAUAUUGACGAGAAUCCAAAUAUGCUUUUCUCAACGACCACAUGAAGAGUAUUCUAAUUUCAUGCUUGAUAUGUUUAAUGCUGGUGCUCAAUCAUGGAGUAAGAAAUGAGGAUACAGAAGAUGAUGAAACUGUGAAUAACUAUGUUGGGGAAGCGUCUGAGAGUCGAUCUUACAAUGAUUGGCAAUUCUUUGAAGCAUCCCUAGUAAACGAGGUGAACGGUACAGUUGUUGGAACAAGAAAUGAAGGUGUGCUCGUUGUGAGUUUAUUCGAUAAGAAAAGUGGAGAAAAGAUGAACGGCACCGUUUGUCCUGGUAACUUUAAUUGGUACACAGCAAAUACCUUCUGUCGCUACCUUGGAAACGAACAGGGAAAGUGGGACAGCAAACCUAACAAUUAUUGGAGACUCAUUUCCGAAACGUUUUUACAACAACACACAAAAGAGUCUAUGAUACUGAGUGAAUUGAUUUGCAAAGACAUUAACAACGAAGUUCUGAAUGCAAGUUCUGAAUGCAAUGUUAGAGUAUCAACAGACAGUUGCAGUAGUAAUCGGAGCGUGUGGCUGCAUUGUACCAACGAAGCAGGUAUGUGGAAUCCUGUGAUACUUGACAAAGAGUAUACGACAAAGCGUAUAUGGUUUGCUGGUAUGUGGAUACUUGACAAAGAGUAUCAGUAUAUGAAAAAGAGUAUAUGGCUUAUGAGGAUCCCUGCUGACAUGGAGAAUUCUUACCUGCACCUGAGAACGAACACCACUGUGGAUAGUCAGGGCUAUAUAUCCAUAGUGUACUAUAAUGAGAAAUACAGUGUACUAGGAGAUAUUAUCAUCCAACUCAGUAAUUCUGUAGGUGGGUUAAAAUUAAGUUGUCAGUCAACCUGGACUCCCUUCCUGACAAAUCUACCAGCAGAAACAGAUAAAAACUGGGUGGUAGAAAAACAUGGUUAUAGGACUAUAAUACAUUGCAACGGAGAACUGGUUAUCAAUAUAACAGCAACCUCUAGAAGGUGUAGUGGAAGAAUCUGGAAGUGGGGAAGAGAAGUGAGCAAAAUGCAAAUAACCCUUCUUGGAUCGCGCGGCUUCCUGAGUGCCUCUUAUUAUAUAGAGAGUGUCUGGGACUUUGAGGGAAAUAUGUCUCUUAUCAACAUGGUAAAUGGAACGAAAAGAUUAAAUGAUAACGGGGGUCUUUUGAUCACAACAUUUAUUGACAAGCAAACUGGUGAGGCGCAAAAUGGACUUGUUUGUAAGAAUUCAUUUAACUGGUAUUCGGCACAGCUUCUUUGCCGGUCAAUUGAACAUCGCUUCUCAGACUGGGGAAGUUAUCCGAGAAACAUGAAAUAUGUUCCAGAGGAAUGGCUGAAUCGAACUGACAAUGACAUGUCAAGAGAAAUGAAUCACGUAAGCUGUAAAGAGAAAGAUACAGACAUAUCAGUUUGCGAUUUUGUUCACAGACUCAACUGUCAAUAUGAGGACAGUAUCUGGCUCCACUGCUUUAGUAAUACAGGAUGUGUUGACGAAAUUUGGCAGCAAUCCAACAAAAAUUGCACUGUGACUAAUAUCGGCGGAUUUUUGAAACACCUGUGUUAUGAUGAAAGUAGAAAAGAUUACUUUCACAUGUGCGCAUAUUCGAACAUUACCUAUAAUGUAAUGAGUACUGAGAGUAAAACACUCUUUAGUGUCUCUACUGUGUGUGAAAAUGACCCGUAUGUUUAUCAGGCAAGUGGUUUUCAUUCGAAAAUUACAAAACAAAACGAUUACCUCUGUGGAGGUUAUUUUAGUGAAGAUAAAAAAGGAGUACGACAUUUUGUAGAGUACUGUGACCAGAACUGUCGAAGAAAUUCUGGUGAGAAUCCGUCACAGAGCUUUAUCAACAGCAACAGCGAUGUUCGGUUCACAAACUGUAAAGUUCACAAACACAGACUCUGUGAUGGAGUUAGUGACUGUGAAGAUAAUAGUGAUGAGACCCUUGACAUAUGCCAACUAACAACAAAGGGCUACUUCAACUGUACUCGCAAGUUUGGUGGCGAUAGAAAUAUGGAAAUACCUAUAAAAUGGAUAAGGGACAAGGAAUCCGACUGUCUCCCUGUAUAUGCUCAUAAUAUGAUCGGAGAAGAUGAAUAUAUUCACAGUCAGUUUUGGAAAAAUUGUGGAAAUAAUAAUCAAUCCCCUAUUUUCGAUUUCGCUAAAAGAAUAGCCAUCGGAGAAAAAACCUGCCAGAACGUUUUUUAUUGUCCGCUUUUUACCGGCUAUGUUGAGUUUGACUUUCUUUGUGAUGGUGUGAACUCUUGUGAGGCAGAGGUUGAAAAUGAGGUCUGCCGAAUUUCGCGAGAUUUCCCAAGUAUCAAUACGUCUGCUGUGAAUGAAAGAUGUGCUGGACGAGAUUUAUGCAAAUUAUCAGACCUUAAAAAUGUACCAUGUCGUACACGGGAAUUUAGGAGGCCAGCAGGAUCUGUUUUUGGUGUUAAGAUAAUGCUUAAUGUCCCGAGCUUAAAGGUGAACUGCAAUAAUCUGUUCGGUGAAUAUUAUGUGUUUAUCAGUUGCAUGGGUUUGUGCCAAAACUCAACAUGUCCUCUUCAGGACACGCUUUUAGAGUAUGAUUCAUGUCCUGGUCAGUAUCCUGACCGAGUUAAAACUCUGGCCAACAACAAUAACCUGACUUUCGUAACAUUGUCUGAUCAUGGUGAAUAUGAAAAUACAUUUUUCCAAUGUAAAAAUACUAAAUGUAUUGAGUAUAGCCAAGUUUGUGACCUUGUUGAUGACUGUGGUGACAUGUCCGAUGAACAAAACUGUACUAACCAUGCGGUGUGUGAAAAUACAAGAAACCUGACUGGUGUAAAAGAGCACUGGAUAGCUUAUUCUCAGAAGUGUGAUGGUAUAUUUGAUUGUUUCGAUCUUUCAGAUGAAUGCAAUUUAAUCUGUGGCAAGGAAAUUAUCAUGAACAUGUUCUUGAAACUUUAUUGCUGGUUGUUGGGCCUUUUAGCAGUCAUUUUUAAUGCUGUCAUGGUAACCAAAGUAGCGAGUUUAGUGAAAGACUCUGAAACAGGAAGCAAGCUAUACACUACAGUGUUAGUUUGUCUAAUCGGAUCGGGUGAUUUCCUGAUAGGAGUCUACUUGGUCGUACUAUCCGUAUUCGACAGUUUCAUUCUCGGAAAGGAUUAUUGCAGGAAGCAAGCUGAGUGGUUAUCAGGAAAUGCUUGUUCUGUUCUAGGAGUUAUCAGUACUACAGGAUCACAACUUUCUCUCUUUUCUAUGACGAUUCUAAGCCUGAUAAGGAUGUGGGGAAUUCUGAAAAGCUCUUUUAGCGCUCCAGCACCUGUCAAUAAAAGAGUAAUAGCAAAAGCCAUUGGGAUCGUUAUUGGAAUCACUAUUGCCUCGCUAUCAGUGGCAAUCAUACCAUUGGUCCCCGCUUUAGAGGACUAUUUUGUGCAAGGUUUCUUUUAUGAUCCACUCUACAAGUUAUUUAUCGGAUUCCCAAACAAAAUAAAGCACAUCAAAAUUCUUCGAGCAUACUAUAAACAAAACAUUUCAACAACUGAAACUUGGGCUAGAAUCGGCAAGAAAGUUGAUAGAAUGUUCGAAAAAAGCUUGAGUAAAAGUGCUGUUCACUUUUACGGUAAUGAUGGUGUGUGCCUCUUCAAGUAUUUUGUUCGAAGUGAUGAUCCUAGAAGAAGCCGAACAACAUCGGAUGUGGAAACUGAAAUGAUCGACGUGAAAGGAAAUAUUAUAGUCUGGCUCAUGUUGGGCGUCAACCUUUUCUGCUUUGUGUUGAUAACCGUGUCUUAUUUUAUGAUCAACAUGAAAUCGCAGAAAUCAUCUAAGAAUUCUGGACAGAACAACAAUCCUGAAGCUGUCCGCAAAAACCGGGUGAUGCAGAACAGGGUUGCGCUCAUCAUAGCCACCGAUUUUGCCUGUUGGGUUCCAUUUAUAAUCAUCAGUGGGCUCCACAAUCUUGAAACAAUCGAUGCUUCAGAUUGGUACGUCACCUUCGCUAUGAUAGUUUUACCCCUCAAUUCGGUCAUUAACCCUUUAUUGUAUGACAACACUCUCCGAGAGUGUUUUGAUGAGACUGUCAAACAUUUUGCUGCCGUAUUCUCGAAAUGUAUAAUAUCUUUAAGAUCGCUUAAAGUUGCUUCAGCAGAGCAAACGCUAGAUACUGCUGAUCAAAUUGCCUGUGAGGGAGCAUCGCUAGUAAAAGCAAACGAGGAUAUCGUUACAGAAACUCCAAUUUAAAUGGAGCCAAACUAAUGAUAAGGAUAUCAUUACACCAUGGACUCUCGAACUCUCAAAGCUAUUCAAAGGACACUCCUUCCUUUCAAGCCACCACAUGAUCACAAAGAUGGUGACUUAAAUGAUGAUUUUGGUACCCAUGAACUGUAAAAGUGACUGCCUCCUCUGUAUUUAAAUAUUUUGAUGCUCUAUGAAUUAUUGUGUUUCGAUGUAAUAAUUCUAACAACCCAUUUUUCUUUGAGCAGACUUAAGUUGGUGUAUAAAUGUGGAUUCUGGUUGGGAG